AAAAGGACUACUUUUGGAAGGAGAAGGAGAACAAGGUACGUGUAUCCCCUUCAACCUUGCCUUGGCUUCAGUUGACUUCGACUGCAAUAUCUGUCUUUUCUGGAGAUUUAUUUAAUAAUUUCAGACAUUUGACUACCAUCCUAGACUAGAUCCUGUCUUGAGUAUCAUCAUGUUGUGCCUUGUGAUUGGAGGAUGUGGAUUCUUAGGAAGACACAUAGUAGAAUCUCUACUGGUCAAAGGACACACAGUUAAUGUCUUUGAUAUCAGAAAAACUUUUGAGAAUGACCAGGUGAGAUUCUUCAUUGGUGACCUGUGUAGCAAAAAGGAUCUGAGUCCAGCAUUGAAGGAUGUAGAGGUUGUUUUCCAUGUUGCAUCUCCAUCACCACUCAGUAAUAACAGAGAGCUAUUCUACAAAGUGAAUUAUACUGGAACCCAGAACGUGAUAUCAGCUUGCAAAGACUUUGGUGUCAAGAGAUUAGUACUAACAAGCAGUGCUAGUGUGGUAUAUGAGGGUGCUGAUAUCAAGAAUGGUGAUGAGUCUCUACCAUAUGCAAAGGAUUUUGUAGAUGCCUACUCAGAAACAAAAAUACUUCAGGAAAAGGUUGUAUUGGAAGCAAACAACCCAGGUGAUGAUUUCUACACAGCAGCCAUCAGACCACACUCUAUCUUUGGACCUGGGGAUGUACACAUGGUACCAACAUUGGUCCAGACUGCUAAAGCUGGCAAAACAAAAUGUAUGAUUGGGAAUGGUGAAAACUUGGUUGACUUCACCUACGUGGAUAAUGUUGUUCAUGGUCACAUCCUGGCAGCUGAGAAGCUUCUAUCACAUCCAGAUAGUGUAGGAGGCAAGUCAUUCUUCAUCACCAAUGAUGAACCUGUUCCAUUUUGGUCGGUCAUGACUCGCUUUCUAGUCGGCCUUGGCUAUGAUGCUCCGAAGUACCACCUCCCCUUCUGGCUCAUUUACUACAUCUCUCUCGUCAUUCAAUUUAUCUGUACCCUACUCAAGCCAUUCACCAACAUCAAUGUCACCUUCACACCAAUGAAAGUGGCUAUAGCAGGGACCUACCAUUACUACAGCUGUGAACGGGCCAAGAAACUCCUAGGGUACAGGCCUAUUGUUAGUCUGGAUGAAGCCAUUCAAAGGACAGUAGAGCACUUUGGGUAUCUCAGAAAAGGAAAAUGAUAUACAUGUAGCUUAGGUUCAAGUAACUUGGACUUUUGGUAUGAAUGUUAAGAAUGUCAUUCAAAGGACAGAAAAUCAUGUUGACUAAUCAAGAUGGAAAUGUAUUGAUGCAAUGUUUUGCUAUAUAUAAUAUUUAUUUAUGGAUUGGGGAAAGAAACGUUCUGUCAGCUAACUUCUAAAUUUGCUAAUUGACCUAAGUAGAUAUGAACAGAAUGUCAAUGCCAGAUUAAAUUGUGAUCAAACUUUUUAUUGAAAUUAACAGGCCUUGAAUUUCAACAUUUUAAGUUAAGGACAAGGCCACUUUUCUUUAGGGUACACCUAUAUAUUGCAAAACAGAAAAACAGGCUCAGCAAAUCUUCAAGGUCAAUGAAAAGGACAUCUUGGUGUUGACCUUGGAUGGCCUUGGACUGAUUUAAGACCUGAAUCAAUAUAUCAUAAGCGUUCAUGCAGUAAGUCUUUGGACUUUGAACCACAAGGUCUGGGGUUCAAAUCCCGCCGCAGCACUCGCAUCCUUUGGCAAGGAGUUUAUCUAAAUUUGCCACUCUCCACCCAGGUGUAGUAAGCGGGUACCCAGUAGGAAGGAAUUCCUUGAAUGCUCGAGCGCCUGAUCAGGGUAGCUGUGCUAAAGCUGGGGUAAUAGUAUGCAGCGCUUAGAAAAAAUUGUAUUAAGCGCUAUGUAAAUUUUGCAUAUUACUAAAAAUAUUAUUCAAAUCUCAUCCGAUUCUAAAGAAACUUUAAAACCUAAUGUCAAUUAAUAUCGUAGUAAACUUCCUCAAUGAAUCGCGUUGUAUAUUCAUGUUUGAUUUUAUAUUUUUCUUCUUUACUGUGUAUUAUGUUGAACUGUUAGGUGCCUUGAGCAUUCCUUGGAAUGAUAUGUGUGCUUAAAAAUAUGAUUAUUACUAGUGUAACAAAUAUUUGUUGCUUUAUUGAUGGCCCAGUUUGUCAGUAGUUGGCUCAUCAAUUUCAUUGAAUAGUUAAUCCUGUUUAUGACAAAUAGAAAAAUCUAAAUAAUUACCUCAUUCUUCUAUGUACUGGAGAAGCUGAAUAUUGGCUUGAGUGAUUGAAGGAAGUAAAUAACUUUGUCCAUGAUUGUGAAAAUUAAAAUUCAAAUCAAUAGUCAAGCUCGGAGUUAUCUCAUGGGCAAGUUUAUUCAAAUUGCCUUUCCUUUCUUUUGUUAGGAUAGUCAAAUUUCAAAGCAAGAUAUUGGGCCAGAUGCAUAAAAAGUAGCAAUUGCUGACAAGCAAUUGCUUCAAGCACAAGCAAUAGCUAGCCAAGCAAAAGAUCAUGCUUCAGCGAUUGCUUUAUUUCAUAUGCAUGACCCUUUGCUACUGCUUGAACCCUUUUCUUGCCUUCAGAAAGCAAUUGCUAGCGGUUCGAACAAGAGCGACGUCACCCUGGUGCGAACACGACUCACAGAAAAGGCAGAGCUUGAAUGCAAAGGUGUGGCAGUGCAAAUUACCGCUCCUUUCCUAUAACAUCUCUUCCUCAUACGUGUCAAACUAAGUUUUGUUUUGAUAGAUUAAAAUAUUUGGCAUUUGGUUUGCACUUAUUUGGAAGAAAACAUGUACAUGUAGGUUAUGGUACACCUUGGGGUUCUCUGUCAGGUGCAUACACAUGACAAAAAGUUGAGAAUGCCCUGAUCAAGCAAAUGCACAAGCUGCUCUAAAGGAGCUUUAAAAAACCCAAGCAAGUGCUUGAACGCACAAGUUAAAUGUUCGCUUUAUGCAUACACUUUUUAGCAAUGGCUUAAUCGUAAAGCAAAUACUAGCAGGCAGUUAGCCAUUGCUUGAGCUUACUAGCACAAGCAUUUGCUUGCUCAUGUUUAUGCAUACAGAAUCAAGCAAAAGCCAAGCAAAAGCCUAGCCAAAGCAAUUGCUCCUCUUUAUGCAUCUGACCCAACAUGUGAGCAUGCCUGACAUAGCAGGAUUAAAAGAUUGCAUAGACCUGGUGAUUAGAAUAGCAUAUCAUUGAACAAUUUAUGAAGGUCUUUGUUGCAUUUCUACUUUAAAGGCAUAUGGUGUUUCUAUUAAAAGGUGAAUGUACUUAUCCAACACUUUAAUACCAGUCGCUUAUGGCUGCAUCAUUACUUUAUACAGUGCAUAUUAAUAAACAGUUUACACUUUUAAAAAGUCCCCCUAAUUUACUAAAAUACAACAUGGGGAUAUUUUUCCAGUUAUAUUGUUCUGCCCUGAUCCCAUCUACCAGAUAAAAGUAUAGUUUGUGGCAGAAUGCAUGAGUGAGCACUGUCAAUUUUUCUACAGCUAGCAGAAAUCGGUUUGCAAAGAAAUGAUGAUUUUUCACGCUGUGUCAAAGGGAGAAGGCCAAAAGUCAAUAGAAUUUUGAGUCAAUAGAAUAUAACAAUUCGCAACUUUUUAUUACAACCCUUUUUCACUAUUUAACAUUAUAAAGUCUAGGUGAACAUAAUUUUUACCAGAAUUGAAUAAUACAAUUGUAAAGGUAAUUUAUUCUUCUAUUACUCCUGUUGACUCUGCAAGGAACUUGGGGAUUAGGUUUGACUUGCAUCUGUUAUCAGUCCAGGGAUGUGAUUUUAUUUCAUUUAUUUCCCAUUUCCAAGAAUCAUUUACAAUAAGUUUUGUUACAUACAUCUUGAUAUAAUUAUAAUCAAUAAAACAAGGAAACUUUAUAUGCAUAAUAAUCAACUCAAGAUAACCAUGUAUCAGGUCGGAAAUGGAGGAAGCUGCUAAAAAGCGAGGCUUGUAGAAUGCAGCCUCCUAUUACAUAUUCGUAUGAACAAUGUAAACAAAUCACAAAUACAACAUGGUAGAAAUUUGAGCAUGAAUCCAUUUGAAUGUCUAGAUAAAAAAAAAUUAUGAAGCUCUAUGCAUUUCCAUUAGAUAAUCUGUUUUUGUCCAAAAUGAACUAAAAAAACAAAUUAAUGUUUGAGAUGUCAAAGAUUAUUUACAAAUAUAAUUAAGAAGAAAUGGUUAUUUUGAUGAGACAUUAAAGAGAAUUAUGUCUUGUAUGAAA
This is a messenger RNA of Lytechinus pictus (painted urchin), 4171 nucleotides long. RefSeq names its product sterol-4-alpha-carboxylate 3-dehydrogenase, decarboxylating-like. The transcript is spliced from 8 exons. Gene Ontology annotation, biological process: steroid biosynthetic process. The record is from RefSeq and is a predicted model, not a curated record. NCBI's taxonomy places the organism in Eukaryota, Metazoa, Echinodermata, Echinoidea, Temnopleuroida, Toxopneustidae. The coding region runs from base 170 to 1183 and encodes 337 amino acids. Gene Ontology annotation, molecular function: 3-beta-hydroxy-Delta5-steroid dehydrogenase (NAD+) activity.